AUGGCAACUAAAGUUACAGUACAUCAAUUAUUGAGCCGACAAUAUUCACCUGAGGCGAUGGAACAAUCACUAGCUUAUCAAUGUAUGCACACUUGUAAAAUGUCGAGAGAAUCAAGUGAGAGGAGUAAUCUGUUAAAGAGGGGUGAAAAACUGAGACUCUUCUUUGAGAAUAAUAGCUCACAACAGACACACAUGAUUAUUAUGGUGAUUGAUUCAUCACGUAGAACACACAGCAUAUUUCCAAGCUUUACUCCACAGUGGGAAAAGAUGAGUUUUCAUUGUAUUCCAGAAUCGAGUAAUCUAAUUGUUGAAAUUGAUACUUCUUCCAUUCCUAACUUGUACGAUUCAAAUAUGAGCUCACCUAAACCUUUCCAAAUUUUGUGUUGCUCUGUUGUGAAGAGUACGAAACAGGAAAACUUUAAUGGUUGUAUUUCAUUUUCAACGAAUUUUGAUCCAGUAUUUCAAAAGUUUGACUUUUUGAUUUAA
This is a messenger RNA of Naegleria gruberi, 486 nucleotides long. RefSeq lists its product as uncharacterized. Bases 1 to 486 code for a protein of 161 amino acids. The transcript has a single exon. NCBI's taxonomy places the organism in Eukaryota, Heterolobosea, Eutetramitea, Acrasida, Naegleriidae. The record is from RefSeq and is a predicted model, not a curated record.